CUCCCCCAAUGGUUAUCUCACUUCAUGUUUUGUAGAUCAUCUUCACUCCAGAAUGUCAGUGUUCCUCUAUCUGUUUUUCUUGGUAUUUGGGCUUCAGGCUACAAUCCAUUGUGCACAAUAUAACAGCUCUGAAGGCAAAGUAAUGACCUGUCAUUUGCCCCAACAAAAUGCCACUCUCUAUAAGAUGUCAUCUACCAAUGCUGACUUUGCGUUCAGGCUGUAUCGUAGGUUCUCUGUGGAGAACCCAGAUUGGAACAUCUUUUUUUCCCCUGUGAGCAUAUCUGCUGCUUUAGCUAUGCUUUCUUUUGUAUCUGGCUCUAGCACCCAAACUCAGAUUCUGGAGGUUUUGGGGUUUAAUCUCACAGAUACUCCAAUGACAGAAUUUCAUCAGGGCUUCCAGCAUUUGAUCUGUUCAUUGAAUUUCCCAAAGAAUGAACUGGAAUUGCAAAUGGGAAAUGCAGUUUUCAUUGGGCAGCAGCUGAAACCACUGGCAAAGUUUUUGGAUAAUGUCAAGACCCUCUAUGAAACUGAAGUCUUUCCUACCGACUUCUCCAAUGUUUCUGCAGUCCAGCAGGAGAUCAACAGUUAUGUGGAGAAGCAAAGCAAGGGGAAAAUUAUAGGCUUAAUUCAAGACCUUAGACUGAACAUUAUCAUGAUUCUGGUGAACUAUAUUCAUUUCAAAGCCCAGUGGGCAAAUCCUUUUCGUGUAUCUAAAACAGAAGCGAGUUCCAACUUCUCAGUGGACAAAACCACCACAGUACAAGUGCCCAUGAUGCACCAGCUAGAAGAAUACUAUCAUUUUGUGGAUGUAGAGCUGAAUUGCACAGUACUUCAAAUGGACUAUAGUGAGAAUGCUCUGGCACUUUUUGUCCUUCCAAAGGAGGGACAUGUGGAGUGGGUGGAGGCAGCCAUGUCAGCUAAGACACUGAAGAAGUGGAACCACUUACUGCAAAAAGGAUGGGUUGAGUUGUUUGUUCCAAAGUUUUCCAUUUCUGCCACAUAUGACCUUGGAAGUACACUUCAGAAGAUGGGCAUGAGGGAUGCCUUUGCUGAAGGUGCUGACUUUCCUGGAAUCACGGAAGACAAUGGUCUAAAACUUUCCUAUGCUUUCCACAAGGCUGUGCUGCACAUUGGAGAAGAGGGAACCAAAGAAGGAAUUGUUCCUGAAGCUGUGUCUCUGGAUCAGGCAGAAGUAGCUCCUCUUUACCCUAUUAUCCGAUUUGAUAGAACAUUCUUACUUAUGAUUUUGGAGAAAAGGACCAGAAGCAUUCUCUUUUUAGGGAAGGUUGUUAACCCAGCAAAAGAGUAAUUGGGGAAGAGGCCAUUGAGUGCGUACAUAUUAUAAUGGGAAAUAAACAUUUAACAUAGCUUGAUGUACUUGCUGUGGGCUUAGGCUUUAUGUCUUUUGUGCAAGGCAUAAAGGUGGAUUUCUUCUGGACUACAUUGGCUGUGGAAGUGGCUAAUCCUGUGACCAAACACAUAGAUAGUCAAUGAACGAUUGUUAUUUUAGACUAGAGGAAGCAUCAGUGUUAGUAAGUCAUUGUAAAGCUACUCAUCAAUUAGCUAAAUCUAGAAAAUUUGACUGGGAUUACAAAUGCCUUUGGAUAUAUCAUCUGGACAAUAGCUGUAAUACAGGUCAAGUCUUCAUAUUACAGUAUUCCAACAGCAUGAUCAAUGAACAUGCAAAUGCUUUGGCUUGUAUAUGAGUUUCACAAUAAUGUCUGCUCUUUCUACCUAUUCAAAAUGAGUCUGUGAUUAUAGCUACUGCUAGUGCUAAAAAAGCUUCUUUCACUACACUGUCUAGCCAAAGAUUGAAUGCUUUUAUCUAGGGAUGUAGUGUUUGUUACCUAACAUGCUUUCAACAAAAGAAUGGAGAAAAAUGAAUUUCCUCAUGCAAGCCACAUGCUCACUAGCAGGUCUCCUUGUUUUUAAUUCAUAAAGUAUUCAUGGAGGGACAAUUAAUUUGCGCUGUAUACUCUAUUCAUUAUUUUUUUUUUAGAUUCUUUCCAAAUAUUGAAAAUCUGCCCCACUUGAUCUCAUGGAAAUUUCCUGCUUAACCUAUCUUUUUGUCUGUAUUCCUCAAUAAAAUACAUUUGUGUCCCUAAAA
Messenger RNA from Peromyscus maniculatus bairdii (prairie deer mouse), 2107 nucleotides. RefSeq names its product serpin family A member 7 (gene Serpina7). Gene Ontology annotation, molecular function: serine-type endopeptidase inhibitor activity. The record is from RefSeq and is a predicted model, not a curated record. Lineage: Eukaryota; Metazoa; Chordata; Mammalia; Rodentia; Cricetidae.